AUGCCGUCCAACCGCUGUAUCAACGCGCGCGCGGGAGUUCAAGCGGAGCUUAAGGGACCGCGAGAACUCGUUGCGAUCUCCGGCUCCCGACCAUUUAUGCUCAGGUCAACACCCGAUGCGUCUCAAUGCCGCCAGGUCUGUGCUCCUUUUCGUAGCCAACUCGACGUGGCCGUGACUUCUUUGCUUCGAGUAAAUGACGAGCCUUCACCAUCGUAA
Phytophthora infestans T30-4 is the source of this 216-nucleotide messenger RNA. RefSeq lists its product as uncharacterized. The record is from RefSeq and is a predicted model, not a curated record. NCBI's taxonomy places the organism in Eukaryota, Oomycota, Peronosporomycetes, Peronosporales, Peronosporaceae. The coding region runs from base 1 to 216 and encodes 71 amino acids. The transcript has a single exon.